Microplitis mediator is the source of this 1037-nucleotide messenger RNA. RefSeq lists its product as uncharacterized. The transcript is spliced from 2 exons. Bases 82 to 939 code for a protein of 285 amino acids. The record is from RefSeq and is a predicted model, not a curated record. Lineage: Eukaryota; Metazoa; Arthropoda; Insecta; Hymenoptera; Braconidae.
AGACGACAGUAAUAAUUUACUCAAUAACAGUAACAGUAAAAUUAUUAUAAUAUAAAAAAUAAUAAUAUAUACUAAGUAAAAAUGGUAAAGAAACGCGGACUUGUCUGGACUUACUAUCACAAAAAAGUCGAUGGAACAUCAGUUGUUGCGUUUUGUAAAUUUUGCAACAGAUCGUACAUACAAAAUGCAACGAGAAUGGAAAAACAUUUAGCACGGUGUGAAAAAGCAACACCUGCAGUUAAGUCAUUAUUUCUACGCGUGUCCACAAGUAAACGCGUCAACAGAGCGCGUUUGUUGGGAGCUAAAAUUGGCGGCUCUUGGAUUAAAAAAAAUGGAGAUGUUACACUUGACAUAAGCAAUCUUACUGAAGCUGACCUAGAGGAUAUCAACGAAUGGAAUCGUCAGAAAGAAGAGUUGAAGGAGUUUCGUAAUCAUACUGAGGUUAUUGUACCGAUGCAAAGUGUCGAUUGUCUUGAGGAGGAGGACGAGCCUGCUUGGUCACAAGAACUGGAUAACACUAAACAUGCAACUGAUCAUUUGGCUGAUGUUGAUAAUAAAAAAAUACGUGAUAUUUCUAAAGAAAAUAAUGAUUUCGAGCCAAUUCCUGAUCAUGACUAUGAAAUGACUGAAGAAGAUGUUGAACAAGUGGUAUACGAUGAUAAUGAGCGUGCAAAAUCACCAGUAGAAGAUACCACCAUAACUUUAAAGUCACUGGGCGGUGGUUCUCCACUAAGAAAUAAAAUCCUUCAAGAACAGUUAUUAGAACGAAGAGCAUUCAGAAAAAUAGCUGAGUUAGAAUUGAAACGUAAAACACUAGAAUAUGAACAAUUUCAGUUAGAGUAUGAACGAGAAAAAACACGCGCUGAAAUACGAUGGGCUCAUGAGAAUCGUUUGAUGCAACUUAAAGAAGACCGCGAGCGUAAAUUAAAUCAAGAAUAAAUUUUUAAAAUAAUUUCAUUAUUUUACAAUCACAUUUUAUUUUAUUUAUCAUUAUCAAUUUUUAUUAAUCGUUUAUUAUUAAAGUAAAAUUAAUAUUU